AUGCAAAACUGCGUCAUAGGACAAGCGUAUGAUCAUAAAACACGUUUUUCAGAAGGAACCCCACAGGGCGGCUCUAAUGGACAUGGUAAUAGAAAUGAAGAUUUUCGUCAACUUGUGGAAGCACUAACUAGACGUCCUAAUAAACAUUCCAAACUAGACACUUGUUUAUAUCUUAUAUUUACUGAUGGUAUCCAUACAAGAAUUAAAGCAAUACGUUCUGGAGCACCGGAUGCCUAUUUGUAUCAUACAGAUGAUACAAAAAUACAUGGUCUGAUGCAAUGCGGAGGAAAAUGUAUUGUUAUUUUCGACAGAAAAUAA
This is a messenger RNA of Didymodactylos carnosus, 318 nucleotides long. NCBI's taxonomy places the organism in Eukaryota, Metazoa, Rotifera, Eurotatoria, Philodinida, Philodinidae. The record is from the annotation of a GenBank genome assembly.